AUGGACAGGAAAGUGAAGGAUUUAUCUAACAUUUUCAGAUUAGUGCCAAAUGUUGGUCUGGAAGAUGACUCCCCGUCUUCUAAGAGUGAGUGUACGCCGGAAGAUGACACUAAAGAGGACAUGCAUCCAUGCAUGGUGGAUGGAAACGCUGCAACCACGACAGUAAAAGAGGAAAUAGCUUCAACGCCUUCACAGCCAGAUAUUACAGAAACCCAAAGGAGCCCACAGCAUUAUGCAUUCACGAAUGGCGAACGCAAAAGAAGAAAGCUGCCAGAGAUUCCUAAGAAUAGGAAAUCAAAAAUUCUAGCAUGCAGUCAGUCAACGUCGCUGGCAGACGAACUCGGCCAAGUUACCGGGGUGCUGGUCAGGCCUGGGUGUCACACAAGACCACUGCUUGUCCUGAAAUGUGGGUAUCUCCUGGAUGAAGAUUCAAGCCCUGACUCGGAGAGAUUACAAAGCCUUGGGGAUGUCGACAGUGGACACAGCACUGCGCAUUCGCCGAUCGAUACAGGACCCAAGAGUAUAUCGCCGACUCCGCUACAGCAAAAUGUAUCUCCAGCUUCGAGUUGCAGCAUCAGCGGGCUCAAUUUUGCUGGAAAUAUGACAAAUAUUCCUCACAGCCAGCUAGAAAUGCUUGAAGCUACGCACAGAGGCCUACACAAGUUCAACCCUAGGCAUCACGAUGAAAUCGAAGUUGAAAUUGGUGACCCCAUAUAUGUGCAGAAAGAAGCUGAAGAUUUAUGGUGUGAAGGAGUCAACUUAAGGACGGGGCAGCAAGGGAUCUUCCCGUCAGCUUAUGCCGUAGAUAUGGACUACAAUGACUUUGAUCCUGCUAAUGCUAAAGAUAAAAAGGAAAGAUAUCUUCUAGCGUACAUGGGGUCUGUGGAGACAUCGGCUCACAAAGGAACUGGGGUGGUCUGCCAAGCAGUGAGGAAGAUAGUUUCGGAAUGCAAUGCAGAACCUACAAUGCAGCCAUGUAUUUUAGAAGUAUCAGAUCACGGGCUUCGUAUGGUGGACCGAUCAAAACCCGCGAGAAAUCGAAACGGGCCAUGUAUCGACUACUUCUACUCCUUAAAGAAUGUAUCGUUCUGUGCGUUUCACCCGCGAGACCACAGGUAUUUGGGAUUCAUCACGAAACAUCCGACAUUGCAGAGGUUUGCAUGUCACGUUUUUAGAGGUCAGGAAUCCACGAGGCCCGUAGCUGAAGCUGUGGGGAGAGCGUUCCACAGGUUCUACCAGACAUUUAUAGAGACGGCGUAUCCAAUUGAAGACAUUUACAUAGAAUAG
Spodoptera exigua (beet armyworm) is the source of this 1287-nucleotide messenger RNA. Lineage: Eukaryota; Metazoa; Arthropoda; Insecta; Lepidoptera; Noctuidae. The record is from the annotation of a GenBank genome assembly.